Molecule: messenger RNA, 420 nt
Organism: Balaenoptera ricei (Rice's whale)
Lineage: Eukaryota; Metazoa; Chordata; Mammalia; Artiodactyla; Balaenopteridae
Gene: CLPSL1
Product: colipase like 1
Exons: 3
Biological process (GO): digestion; lipid catabolic process
Cellular component (GO): extracellular region
Molecular function (GO): enzyme activator activity
Source: RefSeq, a predicted model, not a curated record
AUGUACUGGACACUGGGGAGAUUUGCUUUCCGGGGCAAGUGCACAAGUGGAUGCUGCCGCCGGGCGGCAGAGAACUGCGAGUCGCACAGCUCCUUAAAGGGGUCUGAGGGCGGCACGUGUCACACGGAGACGUUCCUCGGCCUGUAUAACAAAUGUCCCUGCCAGCAGGGCCUGACUUGUAUAUUUCCGAAGAAUGAGAAAUCGUUUAAAAUCAUCUACGGCCAUUGUAAGAAAAUUGAAAAAAAAGAAGCCAGCUAAGAAAACUUUCUUUUAAUGAUCUCUCUUCCUUGCCUCCCCCCACUUCUCCUCCGCCUACUCCUGUGCCUACCCAGAACUGUGUGUUCCUGUCCCUGGUCCCUAGAGCCUCCCCCAACAGGGGAAGGACAAGGAGGGAGGGGUGAUGCACAAUCAUUGCAAUAA